Rhizophagus irregularis DAOM 181602=DAOM 197198 is the source of this 1061-nucleotide messenger RNA. The record is from RefSeq and is a predicted model, not a curated record. NCBI's taxonomy places the organism in Eukaryota, Fungi, Glomeromycota, Glomeromycetes, Glomerales, Glomeraceae.
CGUCGCCAUAUUUAUUCUGGCGUUUCGGUUAACACCAUUUUCGGGUGAAACUAGCAAAAGGUACGACCGACAAUCGAUUUUUUAUUUAAUUGUGCUAAAUUUAAAAGGUCAUGUGAUUUGGAAUAAUUAGAAAAUUCUCAGGCUGUUCUAGACCACACAAAAAAGUACAAAGGUAGUACUUGAAGUUUUUUUAGGUUUUUUUUACAAGUAUACGAAGUAAUACGCCCAUAUCAAUCAUCUUGCAUAUCAUUAUGAAGCAAAACGAUAAAGAUGGUAAUGAUGGUAAAGAUAAUAAAAAUGGUAAAGAUGGUAAAGAUGGUAAAGACAAUAAAGAUGAUAAAGAUGGUAAAGAUAAUAAAGACGGUAAAGAUAAUAAAAAUAGUAAUGAUGGUAAUAACAAUAAAAAUGGUAAAGAUGGUAAAGAUAAUAAAAAUGGUAAAGAAGAUGAAACCAGUUUUGGAACAAUUGGACAGUUUAGAUAGGUUUGGACACGUUUGUACAGGUUUUGUACAGGUUUUGUGCAAGGUUUGUGCAAGUUCUGGACAUCCAAAAACUUUACAUUUAAGACUAAAAAUGUAUCCAAAUUCAUCAUUGCAUAUUACUACAUGCAUAUUUGAUCCCGAAUCCCCAAUGGCAAGAAUGGCAGGAAUAAUAAUACCCUUAUUGUAUAGAGCGUGUAAAAAAUUUCUAGAUGACAAAAAAAAAAUAAUCUCACAGAAAUAUGUUGUACUCAUGAAUUCACAUAAAUGUUUGAUGCAUUACAUAAUAAUAAAAUCGAAAUUAUCACAUUAGUUUGCGGAUUUCUUCAAAUGUCAAAUUUCACAACUUUCCAAUUAAACACAUCAGAAUGAAAUUAAAUAGUUUGUUUCAAAUGGAUGUUUUGUUUCAAAUAUCGAUUUCCAACUUUCCAAUUAAACACUUUAGAAUGAAAUUUAACAAUAAUGCUGUUAUUCAUUUACAUGCAUAUCUAUUGUUAAAAUCCUUUACUGCGGAUGAUCAGAAGGGGGAACGCAUUCAAAAUCAGGAAAGAUAAGGUACAAUAGGGAAUACCAAAAUUUUCA